CCGAGCGUGUCUCCCGCCGCGCGCUGGGAUGGCGGGCAGCAGUGCGUGCUGCACGAGGUGACUCGCUUCCACACCCUCGCUGCCAUCCCCAUCCGCUAUGCCGCCCAGGUGUGUGGCGAGCAGGUGGCGGGCAUCAAGAAGGCGAACCGCAUUUCGGCGGAUCCGCAGAUUGGCUGCUCUGA
Molecule: messenger RNA, 182 nt
Organism: Closterium sp. Naga37s-1
Lineage: Eukaryota; Viridiplantae; Streptophyta; Zygnematophyceae; Desmidiales; Closteriaceae
Source: the annotation of a GenBank genome assembly